Molecule: messenger RNA, 1106 nt
Organism: Chelonia mydas (Green sea turtle)
Lineage: Eukaryota; Metazoa; Chordata; Testudines; Cheloniidae
Exons: 6
Coding region: 456-1106 (216 amino acids)
Biological process (GO): DNA integration
Molecular function (GO): nucleic acid binding
Source: RefSeq, a predicted model, not a curated record
CAAAUAAAUUGGUUCGUCUCUAAGGUGCCACAAGUACUCCUUUUCUUUUUAUCUUGCCUGUGAAUCCAGCCCUUACAAUCCCAUGUUCACACAUCAUUGCUUGUGUGUAGAAGCUGAUUCACAAAUAUUCAGUAAGUGUAUUAUAUGGUGACAUCUUACAUCCUUCCCAAGGGCAAAAAUCUUCUGCAACAAUGAAGGCUUGGGCUUAUGAGCAGCAGCUGCAGAACUUUUGGAUGCGCAAGUCCACAUUUCUGCAUCUGUGUGCAAAACUCACCAGAAUAAAAGCUGCACUUACAAUGGAGAAGAAAAAAUAAUUGCACCGUGGAGGAUCUGCAACACCAGAUUCUUACUGGUCAAUCAGUGGUCUCUCUCCUAAACCAAGGUGGAAUGCAUUUCUUUAAUAGGGGACAUUGUUCCAUUCUGCAAAAGGAAGAAAGGUUGUCAUUGUGCAUACCAUGAAAGAAGCCCUGCAAUUCUUUGAAAGGUAUCAUGACAGUCUAUUGGGUGGACUUCUAGGAAUAUUCAAAACAAGGAAUAUGCUAACAUCAAAAUACUGUUGGCCAGGAAUGACAAAAGACAUUGCCAAUUGGGUUGCACGAUGUCUGACUUGCCAGAAAGAGGGAAAGGAAUUAAAUCUGGAUACCACCUUGAAAAGCAUAAAGUUUAACCUGUAUAUUUGUGAAAGAUUGAGAAUAGAACGUAGCUUCACCAGCCCGUACCACCCACAAACCAAUGGCUUGGCUGAAAACGUUAAUAAAUCCAUAAAAAGAGCAUUGCGGAAGAUGGUUGAUGACUACGGGAGUAAUUGGGAUGAAUUACUUGACCCCAUUUUGUUUUCUUUGCGAACUAAAGUACAUGCAGCAACAAAAAUUUCACCCUUUCGACUAAUGUUUUGUGCUGACCCAGUGUUUCCAGAAGAAGUCUCAGAGAAUUACACAAUCCCAGAUGUGAAUACAUUCGGGGAAGAUUUCUGCAAAGAGUACAGCAUAAAUAUGAAAUUGAGACAUGAUGCUGACAUUGCACUGGCCCUAAGUAACAUUUCUAAAGCACAAGAAAAACAACAAAGACAUUAUGUUAAAGAAAGAAUUCUAAAUAUGGGGAAAUAA